Molecule: messenger RNA, 1074 nt
Organism: Spathaspora passalidarum NRRL Y-27907
Lineage: Eukaryota; Fungi; Ascomycota; Pichiomycetes; Serinales; Debaryomycetaceae
Exons: 1
Coding region: 1-1074 (357 amino acids)
Source: RefSeq, a predicted model, not a curated record
AUGAAACUUAUUCAAAUUUUGGCUUUGGCUGGUUUAUCUUUAGCCUUCGUUUCAAAAAGGGCUGACCCAGACCCAUGUGAGCUGCAAUGUAUGCUUACUGUCGAAGCGCAGUUGCCCAAAUGUGGUGGAUACUCAUCAGAAGAAACUGUCACCCGUUGCCUUUGUGGUUUAGGUGAGGAUUACUGGACUCUCUUAUGGACUUGCGUUCACAAAACUUGUGAUUCUUAUAUUGGUUUACCGGAUGUGGGGUGGGAAUUUGCCAAAUCCACCAAAUGUUCGUCAAUUGAUGAAAUACUUCCAGAAAAACCUUUUCCUGACAUUGUUAAUGAUAAAUGCGUCUAUGAUUGCAUCAUCUUUGUUGAAGUUUUCAAUUUCAGAUGCUUUGGUGCACUUGAUAUAAUGGACUGCGUUUGUGCUAUUGAAGAUGAAGAUUAUUGGUACCCAUUAUGGCAAUGUGCUAGCUUAUGUCCAGCUUACGUGGAAACUCGUGUUGUAGAAUGGAUAGAGGGUAAAAAAAGGAUUUGCGGAGAUACACCAGAGGAUACAACCACUGAACUGGAACCAACUUUUAUUUCAGACUCAAUCACUGUUCCUGAUACAGAUUCAGCUACUAUUCCUGACCCAACCACUGAAACAGACUUAACCACUGUUCCAGACCCCGAUUCAUCUGACUCUACCGCAGAAGUACCAGAGCCAAGCACAGUUCCCGAUCCAAGUACAGUUCCGGAACCAAGCACAGAUCUAGAGUCAAGCACAGAUCUAGAGCCAAGCACAGAUCUAGAGCCAAGCACAGUCUCUGAUUCAACAGAUCCUAGCACCAAACCAACAACUGGACCCACAGCUGGUAAUUCCACCUCAACUAUUACCGAAUCUCGCACUGUAACAUAUACCAUAUGUGAUGAAACAACUAAUUGUGUUACAAUUACCACUGGCAUUACUGGUUCUAAAGCUCCAAACCCACCCCAAACUACAUCUAAAAAUCCUUCUCCUGGUUCAAUCACCAAACAUGAAGGUUCUGCUGUUGCUUUAGCUGUUGGUUCGGUUGCGUACUUGAUUGGUCUUGCUUUUCUUUAA